Messenger RNA from Pieris rapae (cabbage white), 3387 nucleotides. Its product is annotated as scavenger receptor class B member 1. NCBI's taxonomy places the organism in Eukaryota, Metazoa, Arthropoda, Insecta, Lepidoptera, Pieridae. The coding region runs from base 273 to 2333 and encodes 686 amino acids. The record is from RefSeq and is a predicted model, not a curated record. Gene Ontology annotation, molecular function: scavenger receptor activity. Gene Ontology annotation, cellular component: membrane; cytoplasm. The transcript has 10 exons.
UACAUGCUGACCGUUGACCAGUGCAGUCAACGCGAAUAAAAAAACGUGCGUUAUCUGUGGCAUGCGAUUGCGCGGGAAAAGAAUGUGACAUUUCUUUCACAGCUAAUAAAUUAUCGUGAUUCUUAUUUUGUGAUUUAUGUGUUUAGUGUAAUCGUGACAAACGCUUGAAAACCGUGUUAUUACGAAUAUUACGGAAUCAUAUGCUAUUAUAUUAAUUUAAAAAGACAUUAGUGUAUUGGAAAAAUCCGUCCGCGUUAUGCUUAGUGCGUAAAAUGAAGGAUAUUGUUCAACUUUGGGGCCGAGUCACGGGAAGGCAGUAUUCAGUGAAUAAUGAACGGGAAUUAAGGGACUUUACAAAUAAUAGAUUAAAAAAUAUCGAAUCCGUGAAUUUUGAAGCGAACUUUUCGGAGUGUGAGGAUUUAAAUAAAUACGAUGAGCUGGACUUCAAUGAACGGAAGGAUGCUAUUAUAAACAAAUUGUUUGAGAGGCGGAAGAAAGGGCAUAUUACGCGACAGCCAAAACGUUUGUUCGUGUUGUUGAUGUUAGGUUUCUUCUGUCUCGGAACUGGAUUAUUUAUUGCUCUGGUAAAACCCUACGACAUACUAUUCAGAUGGAAAAUCAAAUUCCAAGAGGGCGGCGAGAUUUUCGAUAUGUGGAGGAAGCCAGAAGUCGAACUUUACACUCGUGUUUACUUGUUCAAUGUCACCAAUGCAGAAGAGUACAUGGCCGGUAAAGAUGACAAGCUAAGGCUCAAAGAAGUUGGACCAUUUGUUUAUCGGGAACAUCUCGAACACAGCGAAAUAAAGUUUAAUGAUAACGGAACAUUAUCCACAAUACCAAAACACCCGUUGACCUGGGUAGAGGAACUGUCUGAGGGGAAUAAGGAAGACGACAUUUUAUACCUACCGCAUAUCGCUUUGUUUAGUAUAGCAAACGUGGUCUCUAGCCAAAGUUUCAUGACGCGUUUUGGUUUGAAUAAUCUCAUCGGACUCACAAAUAGCCAGCCUCUCGCCAAGAUGACGGCUAAAGAGUUUAUGAUGGGCUACAAGUCUGAGCUCAUGACAUUGGGCAACACUUUUAUGCCUGGUUGGAUCUAUUUUGAUAAACUUGGCCUGAUUGAUCGGAUGUACGACUUUAAUGGCGAUUUUGAAACCGUAUUCACUGGUGAAACGGAGCUAACACAUUCAGGUCUGAUUGAUACCUACCGGGGCUCUACAGACUUGCCGCAAUGGCCUGAGAAACACUGCUCAAACGUACAAUACGCGUCAGAUGGUACGAAGUUCAAGAGUUCGAUUGGGAAAAAUGAUUCUCUGUUGUUUUAUAGAAAGAGUCUGUGUCGCGCUGCGCCCUUGAUCCCAGUGAAAGAGGGCGAGAAGAAUGGUUUGAAAGGGGUGAUGUACACAUUUCCCGAUCACAUGAUGGACAAUGGAAUACAUAACGAGGAAAACAAGUGCUUUUGUCGACAUGGUAAAUGUCUGCCAGAAGGUUUAUUGGAUGUAGCCGACUGUUACUACGGGUUUCCCAUAGCUUUAUCCUACCCUCACUUUUAUAAGGGUGAUGAUGUUUUAUUUACGAAGAUCGAGGGUUUGAAGCCGGAUAAAGAACUGCAUGAAACAAGGUUCUGGAUCCAACCCGACUCCGGUCUUCCCCUCGACGUGAGUGCCAAGUUCCAGAUCAAUAUGCCCUUGGAGGAUAUCAGCAACAUCAGAAACACAGGCAGAUUUUCCAAUAUCUACUUGCCGCUUCUCUGGUUUGAUAUUAGAAUGUUCCGCCUGCCAUCGUCAAUGGAGAUGCGCUUCAAAAUGUAUCUAAACAUACUUCCUAUAGUAGAAAGAUCAAUAAUGUACUUGAGUUUCAUUUCUGGCACGAUCUUAAUAUUCGUAACCGUCUACAUCCUAACAUUUAAAAUCAUGUUUAAGUCAUACAAACACAAAAAACAUUGGUGUAAUAAAGACAAAAUGAAAGAUAUCUACUUGCCCUGUGAAAUACCUCUAGACUCAGAUGAUAAUGAAAAAGAAUCAAAGUCUUUUAUUAAAAUACCCUCGGAUAGGCUCAAAGAAUUAGGCCAUAAAAUCAGCGAUAAAGUAGGUACAAGAAUUUUCGAUUCCGAACGUAAAAACUCCCUCAUUGUUCCUGAAUGUUCGGAAGUCAAUGAUGCGUAUAGGAGUGAGAGUGAUGGUAGAGAAAGUGAUGAUGAUAGGCGAGAAAGUGAUGAUAACAUAAGAGGUGAUGGCACUUGUAAAUAUCUAGAAAUAAUUGAUGAUGGAAGUGAUUUCGAUUAUGUUUGUACUGAGAGUGAUCGAGCGAAUGCAUUGCGCGAGUUAGAUAAGUGAAAUCGUUGAUCAAUCAUUGAUGUCAGUUACUAAGUCUAAUUCCGUUCUAACUAAACUACUUUGUCUCUUUCUGCAAUAUGUUAAUACUGUGAUAAAGAGGCAGAUAAUAGGCCCUGUUUUUAUCUUGCCAACUUAAAAAUCGGCCGCUCUUUCCGAUGAAGGGCCGAGUCAAAACUACCCGCUUUCAAUGACAUAAUGUCUGGUAAGUAUUAUUAGAAAUCUUUUGGGAUAUAUAUUUGUUAAUUGUUAAUAUGCAAAGUAAAACUUAUUUCACAUAUAGCAACAAUUUUUUCUCAAAGAGUUUAUAAUUUAAAAUUUAAAUAAAAAAAUGAAGAUUAAGAAAUUCUGUUAUUUUCCUAUAUUUAUUUAGUAGACGAAAUGUAAUAAUAUGGUUAAUAUCGAUUUCAUUAUUUGCCAUAUGCACGAGGGUGUUUAAAAAAAUUAACUACGCCAGCGAGAUUACCAAUGAUUUUUAUUGUUUCUAAGACGACUUCACAUUUGGUUCUACGAUUUUUUGUGAUACCCGCAAUUUACAUUAAAUCGCUUUGUUUGGUGGUUAUUGACUGCAUCAAUGAUCGAUGUAAGAUAAACUAAUCAUGACAUUGAUUUUCUAAAGCCUACUUAAAAAUUAUGAUUGUGUGUCAGUUUUUUUAGGUAGUUCACGCUCAAUGUUUGCUCACUAAUAAUAAAUAAGGUAAUUAGGAAUACUAAGACGGCUAAAUUGCUGAACCGUUUAUAAUAAGAUUUAAGACUGGUGUUAGAAUUCCAUUCUUAUUUUACAGUGAGAGACUGGCGAAUAUGUUAUUAUUGAUUAGGUAUUUUAUUUUACUAUAAUGUGCUGUUAAGUUCAUGUAACAACAAAAAGUUCUAUGCCAAUUUUUAACAAUUAAUUGUUAAUUAAAUUAUGCAUACCAUACUUUUUAUUCUUCUAUGGAUUUACUAAGCUUGCCGUUAAUGUAUAAGGUAGUUAAUAUGUGAUAUUUAAAUUAAAGAUUAAAUAACCGAUCUACCUGAGAAUAUAAGUAAAUUAAUUGUAAAUAUAAAUUUAAGGUUU